This is a messenger RNA of Antrostomus carolinensis (chuck-will's-widow), 873 nucleotides long. Its product is annotated as tubulin gamma-2 chain. NCBI's taxonomy places the organism in Eukaryota, Metazoa, Chordata, Aves, Caprimulgiformes, Caprimulgidae. The transcript has 8 exons. The annotation marks the transcript as partial. Gene Ontology annotation, biological process: microtubule nucleation; cytoplasmic microtubule organization. Gene Ontology annotation, cellular component: gamma-tubulin complex; microtubule. Gene Ontology annotation, molecular function: GTP binding. The record is from RefSeq and is a predicted model, not a curated record.
UUAAAGGCAGACGAUGAGCACUACAUCCCGCGAGCCGUACUGCUGGACCUGGAGCCUCGAGUUAUCCACUCCAUCCUGAACUCCCCUUACGCCAACCUCUACAACCCUGAAAACAUCUACCUGUCGGAGCAUGGAGGGGGAGCUGGGAACAACUGGGCCAGUGGCUUCUCACAGGGAGAAAAAAUCCAUGAAGAUAUUUUUGAUAUAAUAGACAGAGAGGCUGAUGGAAGCGACAGUUUGGAAGGGUUUGUGCUUUGCCACUCCAUUGCCGGUGGAACGGGCUCCGGGCUGGGCUCCUACCUCCUGGAGAGACUGAAUGACAGGUAUCCCAAGAAGCUGGUGGAGACCUACUCAGUUUUCCCAAACCAGGAUGAGAUGAGCGAUGUUGUAGUGCAGCCGUACAACUCUCUGCUGACGCUGAAGAGGCUGACUCAGAACGCUGACUGCGUGGUGGUUCUGGACAACACGGCCUUGAAUCGGAUCGCGACAGACCGGCUGCACAUUCAGAACCCAUCGUUCUCUCAGAUCAACCAGCUGGUGAGAAGACUUCUCUCAGCUGCCACACUCACCUUGUCACAUCCGUCAGUCCCACGCUCUCGGUAUGUGAUGAGAAGAUUGCUGCAGCCCAAAAACGUGAUGGUGUCCACAGGGCGAGACAGGCAGACCAACCACUGCUACAUCGCCAUCCUGAACAUCAUCCAGGGGGAGGUGGAUCCCACGCAGGUUCACAAGAGUCUGCAGCGGAUCCGGGAGAGGAAGCUGGCCAACUUCAUCCCCUGGGGUCCUGCCAGCAUCCAGGUGGCUUUGUCUCGCAAGUCCCCCUACCUGCCAUCUGCACACCGUGUCAGCGGCCUCAUGAUGGCAAACCAUACC